CCAGGAUUUUCGGGAGGCCGGAGGAAUUCUUAUGCCGACUCGGUGUGUCAGGCCAUGCACGAACCGGAUACACAACACCACAGGGAAAGCUGGACGCCUACAGACCGUGGUGAUCAGAUUACAAAUGUACGAAUGACUUGACCUGACACGAAUCUCUCUUAAAAGGUGCAUCCCUCAUCUCCCUCCCCUUUCGCCUUGACCAAGAAAAAGACCGGCCAUCGACACCAAAGACAAAAGACACCAAACAGUUGUUAACAAUCACGAACAUGGUUUCCCUUCAGGCCAUCCGCAAAUCCAACGCUCGCGUUGCAGAGCUACCGGAGGGCCUUGUUGCGCUGUUCCUUGGCGCCACCAGCGGAAUUGGCCAGAGUGCCCUGAUCCAGUUCGCACAGUACGCCGUCCGGCCUCGCAUCUACAUCGUCGCCCGCCGCGCUUCCGCCACGAAGCCGUUACUGGCGGAGCUCCGCGCGAAGAACCCAGGCGCCACCUACACGGUCAUCGAGAAGGACGUCUCGCUCAUCUGCGAGACCAACGAUGUCGUCGAGUUUGUCAAGGCUCGGGAAACCAAGCUCGACCGGCUGUUUGAGUCGGUCGGCUUCAUCUCUUUCACCGGUCGCCAGGAGACGGCCGAGGGUCUCGAGCCGUCCAUGACGACGCGCUACUACAGCCGGCUGCGCGCUGUGCAGGGCCUGCUGCCGCUCCUCAACGCCGCCGCGAGCCCGCGCGUGGUGUCGAUCCUGGCCGGCGGGAUGGAGGCCAAGAUGAACGAGACGGACCUGGACCUUCGCAAGCCCGGCAACUACUCGAUCGCCGGCGCAGCCGUCCACUCGGCCACUAUGCUCACACUGGCCUAUGAGCAUCUCGCCAGGGAGAAUCCGCGCAUCAGCUUCGUACACGCCUACCCGGGGUUGGUUGCCACGCCUAUCCUCUCCAGGGGAUCCACUGGCCUUCUGCGUCUGCUAAUGACGUGGAUUGUCAUACCACUAGCCACCUUGUUUGCUACGUCUGUGGAAGACGCAGGAGCGAGGGCUUUGUUCUAUUUGACCAGUGACCGGUACUCGGUCGGCAAUGGCACGGUGCCGUUGCCCGAGGGGAUUGAGAAGUCACCCAGGACUCAGGGUGGUAUCUUUCUAAGCAACGCGAAGAGCGAGAGUGUGGGUAACGAGAAGUUGUUGGCAGACUUUCGAGCGAGAGGGGUCGAUGAGCAGGUCUGGAGACACACGAUGGAAAUAUUUGAUGCCUGCGCUGCAAACGCUCCGAAUCAAGCAACUAAAGGCUCGCAGAGGUCACAAACGUGAAUGACAACUGAAAUACCUAUCCCACUGACAAGCAUCUACCUCCUUCGGAGUAACACACGAUUGUCCAUCAAAACCCAAUCGUUAGUUCAACCAAAGCUCAUCAUCAUCAUCAUCUUGAGUACACAGGCACCCAUAGAUAGCUGACCAUUCUCGUACCUUUCGAAGACGGUCCCUACCUC
Messenger RNA from Exophiala xenobiotica, 1477 nucleotides. RefSeq lists its product as uncharacterized. Gene Ontology annotation, biological process: secondary metabolic process. Lineage: Eukaryota; Fungi; Ascomycota; Eurotiomycetes; Chaetothyriales; Herpotrichiellaceae. Bases 267 to 1298 code for a protein of 343 amino acids. The record is from RefSeq and is a predicted model, not a curated record. The transcript has a single exon.